CAAGAUUUUCAGCAGCUGAUACUAUAGCAAGGUUUACUUUAUCUCAACAGAAUCUCGCUAUCAAAGACCAGGAAUGAAAUCACUGGUAGUUUUUCUGGCAGUGGUCGCCAUGGGUACGCCAGCAGCCAUCCAGUACCCCGAGGAGUGGCACCUCUGGAAGGCAGAGCAUGGAGUAUCUUACUCAGAUGAUUUGGAGGAGCUGAGAAAGCACAUUACC
Molecule: messenger RNA, 217 nt
Organism: Geodia barretti
Lineage: Eukaryota; Metazoa; Porifera; Demospongiae; Tetractinellida; Geodiidae
Source: the annotation of a GenBank genome assembly